GCAGCAUGAUUGAAUUUGGAACACACUAACCCUACAAGCGUGAUAUAAACACAGUGAUAGUCCUCGGCCGACAGCCUGCUGGCCUGAAUAGAGUCGUCACAGAAAAAGACAACCGUCCAUUGGAAACAAAAAAGGCAGAACGAGAGAAGAACUUGAAACGAAAACAGACUAACUUAACCUAUGUUAUACCAAUUGGGAGCUAUUCAAUUGGAUUAGUACGGAUCUGAAAACAUUAUGGAUAUUAUUAACGAUAUAAACGGAUAGAACAAGAAUCAAGUGAUGUAUGGAUUAACGUUACUUUAAAGGUCAGAUGGGGACUAUAUGACGACACAUAGUGUAUUAUAUAACGCGGGUUGUCUUAAAGCAGCUAUUAGGAUUAAAAUGAUUUCUAAAAGACGGAUUUACGUCAAAAUGGCCCUACUGAGGCCGAUUACCCUAAUAUUGGUGUUAAAUGUAGUUGUUGUACAAUGUACCUCGAGCUCUUCCUCUAUGGCUAGACUUAUCAGAGGUACCGUAUGUGAUAAAAGAGGGCAGCAGGUGUCUCAGUGUAACUGCACAUUACGUCAGGGGGCACAUGGUACUUCAGACGACACGUUCCUCGUGGACUGUUCAAGCAGGGAACUUUUAAAUAUACCUGCAAAAUUUCCAUCCAACACAUUAGUAUUAAACCUACUUAACAAUUCCCUAACAAAUAUACCUAGUGAAGCGUUCCUUGGGUUGAACAGGCUACAGAGUUUGUUACUGCAAGAUAAUUUUAUAUCGGACAUAAGAGCUGACUCUUUCUUAGGAUUAAAUCAACUAACACAAUUAUAUUUAAAAAACAACACAAUUAGAGAAAUUAAGUCUAGGACAUUCGAGCAUUUGCCAAAUCUUAGAAAGUUGCAUCUAGAGGAUAAUUUCGUCAAAACAAUAGCAGGAGAUGCUUUUGUUGGGUCACCUAAAAUUGAAGAAAUUAUACUUCGUAACAAUCCCCUAAUAUGUUACUGUAAUGCAAAGUACCUGAAAGACUGGUGGUCCCAACAAAAGCAGCUCUUCAUCAUCGGUGCACGCUGCAUCAACCUCAACAGUCAGAUACUUGUACAGAUUCAGGACAACGAGUUUGGAGAUUGUCCAGAUCCUGGAUGGAUUCAAUGUUACAAUUGUGUAAACAGGACAAGUGAUGGCGAAUGUAUAUCGAAAGGAACGAUACAACAAUGCGCAUCAUACCAAAAUUCCUGUGAGACAAUUACUCGGGUGGUAAAUGGGGAGUUCACUUUGAGCAAACAGUGCCAGGAGGGAGAGACCUGUAGCAUUCACAGUGUAGAAAAUUCACGUCAUUGCACGGGAGAGCGCUGGACGAAAUGCAGUACUUGCUGUCAAACGGCACUGUGCAAUUCAAAGUCGGACAUAACAGGGUUUAUCAAUGAAUGGUUUUACAAUGUGACUAUCUACAUUCAAGAUGAACUGUCUGGAGAAGAAAGUAAAAUAAACUCCUUGGCUGCUGAAAUUAUCAGAGUGUUGGGUUCAGCUUCCAAGCAAGUUGAAGGCAUCCAUGUCAUAACCAUAUCAGCCAUAAGCGCAUGGCCACAAAAGAAUGGCAUCCUGCAAUGUGAUGGUGUACUAAAAGCGACUGUUCUGGCAGAUCAAAUAGUGUGGGGUAUAGCAGCUACCAGAGAUAAAAUGUACCAUGCUUGGCUCAAGUCCCUCACAAGAGGUGAUCUAGACACCAUUAAUAUAGACCGUGAUUUGGGAUUUGCAAUUGAACGCAAUGAUCUAUGCACUGCCAACUACACACAGGAUCUCAAAGGUGUGUUAUACUGGAAGAGUAUUGAAGUUGGUAAGGAACAGUUUGUACACUGUCCUAAUGCUACCAGCUUAGAUGUGUGGGCAAGUCGCAAGUGUCUUCAGGGGCCCAAUAAAGCAGUCUGGGAUGAUGCCAAUACAGUGAAAUGUCGCUAUGAGAAUGCAAGAACUGAAGAUCUGGCCAACCUAGCAGAUACGGUCCCAAAUAAAGGCAAUGCAGAGAGUAUUAUGGAUACUUUGGCCAACAUCUCUAAACAAGCGCCAGAUUUCAAUCACCAGGACAUCAGCUACACAGUUGCAGUACUUGAGAAUAUGGUAGAUAGUAGUCUUUCUGGCAUCACUGUGGCGGUCGUGUCAGAUUGUGCCUCCGUGAUCAGCGAUCUUCUCAACUCUAACCCUGACGAUCUAAUCACAUCUCAACGUAAUACACAAUCGCUGCGUAGACUUGUCCAAUCUGUCGAUACAUUCCUUGAGGAGAUUCCGGGGAUGGCAACAAUCGUGCAGCCAAACUUUGGCCUGGCUGUGAAUGACGUCAACCCCACAAUGUUCAGGGGAGCCGUGUUUCAGACGACUCGGCAACCGUCUACAAAUGAAAGAUUAAGUGAGAGCAAGGUGAAAGUGAACUUUAAUGGAACAAGUGGUACAAGCCCUGAUCAAGAGGCAGAUAUUUCAUUGACACUUCCCAAGUCUAUCUUCACUGAUCUAAACAAUACAGUACCUUCUAGAAAUCAGAAGAUAAAGUUUGUGGUCUACCAAUCUGAUAAAUUCUUCAGUGCCCAGCAGGUUGCAAGGUUCAACAGAAGUGAUGUUGAGGCUCGACCAAUCACAGAUGAUGCUGUAACCAUGACAACACAGGGAACUACAAGGUCGUAUUCCUUCAUCAACAGUCGUGUCGUGGCAGCAAGUAUUGGCAAACUUCAAAUCAAAAACCUUGUAGAACCAGUAGUGGCCUCUUUUAAACACAUUGAAGAGUCCUUGUACACGAUUGAUGGAAAAGAACAGAAAGCAGAGACCCCAAGGUGCGUCUUCUGGGACUUUGACCUUAACGACAAGAAUGGAGGGUGGUCAGAAGAGGGCUGUCGGGUACGGAGACAUGUCCCUAAUAACUUUACGGAAUGUGAGUGUGAUCAUCUCACAAACUUUGCUUUACUCAUGGAUGUGUAUGGCAACAUUGGGCAGCUCAGUGAGGGGAAUAAAAUGGCGCUGUCGAUAAUUUCCUACAUAGGAUGUGGAAUAUCCCUGCUGGCCCUGACAGCCACUCUUCUGACAUAUUUAAUCUUCAAAAAGCUGAGGAAAGACAAUCCUUCUAAGAUUUUGAUAAAUCUUUGUGCUGCUCUGUUCACUGCAGUCCUACUGUUUGUCAUUGGAUCAAUUGUCACACAAACUGGCAUUGGUUGUCAGGUAGUAGCUGUGCUAUUGCAUUAUUUCCUACUAGCUACAUUCACGUGGAUGGCAGUGGAGGCAUUUUACAUGUACCUAGCCCUGGUCAAAGUUUUCCAAACUUACUAUUCCAAGUUUAUACUAAAGUGUUGCGCAGUUGGUUGGGGUGUUCCCUUAGUACCUAUAAUAGUGACUUUAAGCAUCUCCCCUGGGCACUAUGGACUUCACAAUGGCAUAUGUUGGCUUGACAGACUGCCAUUCUAUUGUGCAUUCCUGGCCCCUGUUGGCAUUAUCCUGAUCAUUAACCUGAUCGCCUUCGUGCUUGUCAUCCAUCAACUUAUGGGAUACUCCGCUAAAAAACUGAACAAAACAGAACGCAGCAACACAGCAAUUCGUUUACGAGGGGCAAUUAGUAUCGUUGUUCUGCUUGGCUUGACCUGGUUAUUUGCAUUAUUCUCGAUAGGUGGAGCCAAUAUAGUGUUCAGUUACCUGUUCGCAGUUUUUAACUCGCUCCAGGGCUUAUUCAUCUUUGUCUUUUACUGUGUGCUGAAGCGUGAUGUACAAAUGGCCUGGCUGAGGUGUUGUUGUAAAGACCGUGUCUUAGAGUCCACUUCCAAAUCACAUUCUACAGCUAGCAAAGGUCAAACCUCCUCAACUCCUCUCACAAAGGCAAGGUUCAAAGCAGAGUUUGACAAUAAAAAUGGUAGAAAAUAUGUAUCUAAGGGUCAUUCAAACCACAGUGGAGAUGUCAAUCACAGUACCUCUACAGAGGUGACUCGUAUAUAGAAGUGACCCACAUAUAGAGGUGACCCGAAUAUAGAGGUGACCUGCAUAUAAAGGUGAUCCGCCUCUAGAGGUGACUCGUAUAUAGAGGAGACCCACAUAUAGAGGUGACCCGAAUAUAGUGGUAGACACAGCAUCAGUGAAAUCACCACAUAAACUAAACUAUUGAACACCAUACAUGUGCCACCAUGUACACCAAUUGUCCUAAAAAUCAGGCAAAAAAGAGAAAAUGCAAUUGCAAAGGACAAUAACAAUGUGAUGUAUUUCAUGAUUAAUUGAAAGGCGUAAUUGAUGCAUUUAUGUACAUUGGUGAUUAAUGCAAAACAUGAAUAACUUCGGCCCCGUUACAACAUCUUUUGGCCCAGUAUUCUGCAGUACCCAUUAGAAUUGCAGCAACAAGUACACCGUCGUGUGAUUUCUGGAAAUUUUUUACCAAAGUGACAAAUUCUGGAUGACCAGGAUAUGAACAAUGUAGAGAAAGUUAUUAUUGUAAUUAGUAUUAUAAAUAUUGGAUGCAGCGCAUUCUGAACAUGAACUUGUAAAUAAAACACCACACAGUAAGUAAUUUUAAAAAGUACAGUACAAUUUGAGAAAUUCCAAUCCAUGCGAAAUGCUGGUUAUAAAUCAAAAAUAGUUGAAAUGAGCUAGAUUUACAUUUCAAUUUCUAUAGAACAUCCUUAUAUUUGAAUUGAGAAUGUAUCAGAUAGGUAGAACAUAGGGAUACUUACAUUUCAGAAUAAAAGUUGGUCAAAAUUAAUACUGGCAUUAAAUUAGUUACUAAUACAAAAAUAAGACUGUUACAGUUAUAGCAAUGCAUUAAGGUUAAAUACUUAGUACCUCAUUUAAAUUUUUAAUAAAAAAAACAAAAAUGUAUAGAGAAUGGAUGAUAGGAAAGUGACACAUGCAUUCAGAAGGGAGUGAAGCAUUUGUAAAAUGAACUAUUAUGGAAAUAAAAGUCGAUUUUUAAUUCUUGAGUGGAUAUAAAAUGUAUUCACAAUUUAUGAAGAGUUUUACUGUAUAAGACAGGCAUUUAAUAUCACAGGUUUUACUGUAUACAUUUUUGGAAUAUCCAUUUUCACCUGUAUGUAUACAUACCUGGUGAUAUAUAAUAUGUGCAAUUAUGUAUGAAUCUGUUUGUGGUUGUACACUACCCUUCAAAAGUUUAGCAAUCCCAACUCUCCAUUGGAUAGACUGAAAAGCCUAUUCAUUUUUAUUAAAAUAAAUUUUUGCCCUCAAUAUAAUUUAUAGUAUUUAUUUCAUAAUAUGAUGUAUUGGACAUAACAAAACAAUUUGGCCUAAAAUGAUUUUGAAUAUUUUCUAAAAUCGUCAAACAUAAUACAGCAUUUCAUAAAAUAAAAAUAAGUGUUUCCAAACUUUUGGAGGGCAGUGUAUUUUAAUCAGUAAUUAGUAUAUUUGAUCCCUCCAUCGAAUAAGGGUUAUUAUUAUUUAUAUUGUGACUAUUUACAAUUUGCACCAUGACUAUUUAUAAUUUUAUACAUGAAUUUAUGACACGCAUUAUGAUAAAUGAAUUAAACAUCUGCGAUAAGAAAAAUAGUAGCCCUAACAAAGAUUUGGUUAUCUGAGGCUUUUCGUAGAGGAAAGGAUCCAUUGUUUCAAUUUUAGGAUGUGGAAAUGGUACGAUUUACCUCACUUUGAGCAUUGGCUGACCAAUCAGAAUGCAAUUUUUGUUUUUAUGUCAUUAUUCGGAAUAUCUCAUUGUAGCAUACCUAAUUUAAAACAUCACAAGAUUUGAAUUUUUAUGGGUCAUGAUGACCCACUAGGAAUUUAAUUCUGCUGUGUACUUCUUGACCUUUCUAAAAAUAUUCUCGGAAAUCUGAGAUAGUCUUAAACAACACAUGACAUACAUGUAUUAAUUGAAUGAAGUUUUCCUUUUGAGCAUGUAGAGAAGUUGAUAGUUGUAGAUUGGUCCUGAAUAAUGUUGUUCCAUGUUUUUGUUAGGAGUACUAUAUUAUCACUGCCAUAUUUUAUUAGGGGCACUAUAUUAUAACACUGCCACAUUCCUUAGUAAAAGGUUGCGGCAGUCAUGAUUUUAUUUAGAAAUAAUAAUACUGUAGAACGAACAGAUGAGGUAUUGCCGAGGUUAUUAAUUAACCGAGUUUUAUAUUUUAGUCCAAAGCAUUGUAUAGAAAAGACAUCAAUUAUACAUAGGAUUAACCCCAUCAUUAAAUUUCAAAUUCCUGUAUACUAGGAAAUUUUCAUCUGUUUAAAGAUAUUGAGAAUUAGUUAUGAAUUUAAUAAGAAAAAUAUUUUAUAUUUGGCAUUGCAUAGUGAUUUUACCGGAGUUUCGACCAUAUCAAAUGAAUGUCUUACUUUUAAAGUUGAACUUUAAACACAAAUCUUAAUUAUACAUGAUUUUAGAGGACUUUGAAAUGGUCAAAAUUCUAAUCUAAGGUGGAACACUGUUUAUAAAUGAUACAUAGACCAUGUUCCACCUUAAUGGUACAAAUCUGUAAAGACAAUACAACAUAGUUUGAUCAUAUUUGUUGUAUUAAACAACCCAGUAAGAAAACAUGUUUUUGGUUUGAAUCUUUAAUUGCAUUUUAUUCUCUUAAGUAUCAACAUGAUACAUUUGCUUAAAUAAUAUGAAUUAAUACUUUAAAGUUCAAUUGAAUUAAAUGCAAAUCUGAUCCUUAAAGGUCACAAUUUAUUUUUAGUAUGAUUUCUAGUAUUGGCCAGUAUGAUGUCAUUGAUGAAAGAUGUAUUUAUUUAUGUUGUAUUUUGUGGAUAUAAAUAAACUGUGAGAUGCUAUUUCAUCAUGAGAAUGUAGUUAAUGUUACUUAGACUGGAAUCGGGGUUCCAAUCAGCCGUUAACUGAUUUUUGAACACGGAUUCUUCCUUUGGGAAAUGCAUCCUAGAUCUGGCCUAUAUAAGGGACAAGGUCACUAUAUCUGAGUACAUUCACAAAUGC
Molecule: messenger RNA, 6874 nt
Organism: Owenia fusiformis
Lineage: Eukaryota; Metazoa; Annelida; Polychaeta; Sabellida; Oweniidae
Source: the annotation of a GenBank genome assembly